Molecule: messenger RNA, 1207 nt
Organism: Cucumis melo (muskmelon)
Lineage: Eukaryota; Viridiplantae; Streptophyta; Magnoliopsida; Cucurbitales; Cucurbitaceae
Product: GTP-binding protein YPTM2-like
Exons: 8
Coding region: 214-921 (235 amino acids)
Molecular function (GO): GTP binding; GTPase activity
Source: RefSeq, a predicted model, not a curated record
AUUUCUAGGCUCUUUACAAAACGCAAAAUACAAAUAAUUCUUCUCCUUGUUUAUUCCUUCAACUUUCCUUCAACAAUUCCGUCUUCUCCCGCGAAUUCCUCCGCGUUCCGAUCGAUACUCGCCGGGCUAAAUUACAGUCUCUCCACCACCGUUAGGAAUUCUCUUCUGACUCCAUCCAUAUCCACCGCUUAUCCGCCAUGACGCCUGAAUAGUAUGCAAGCCAAUUCGUUGCUUCUGAUUAUGUUUUUCGAUUUUAAAUUCUCCGAUAUCAAUUCACUUUUUCGGAACUUGUUUGUUUUUAUUUCUUUAGAAUUAGUCUGGAUCUGUGAUUAUUUGUUUAAGCUCCUGCUUAUUGGAGAUUCUGGUGUUGGAAAAUCAUGUCUCCUUCUGAGGUUUGCAGAUGAUUCGUAUUUGGAUAGCUACAUUAGCACCAUCGGGGUUGACUUUAAAAUCCGCACCGUGGAGCUGGAUGGAAAGACUAUAAAGCUCCAAAUAUGGGAUACUGCUGGCCAAGAACGUUUUAGAACAAUAACCAGCAGCUACUACCGUGGUGCUCAUGGCAUUAUUGUUGUUUAUGAUGUCACAGACCAAGACAGUUUCAAUAAUGUUAAACAGUGGUUAAAUGAAAUUGAUCGUUAUGCAAGUGAAAACGUGAACAAACUUCUUGUGGGUAACAAGUCUGACCUGACAGCAAACAAAGUCGUGUCCUAUGAAACCGCAAAGGCGUUUGCGGAUGAAAUUGGAAUUCCCUUUAUGGAAACAAGUGCUAAAAGUGCCACGAACGUUGAACAAGCUUUCAUGGCCAUGGCUGCUGAAAUCAAGAAUAGGAUGGCAACUCAACCGAUGAACAAUGCGCGGCCGCCAACUGUUCAAAUUCGAGGACAGCCUGUGAACCAAAAGUCUGGUUGCUGCUCAUCUUGAAGAAAAAUAGGAGAUGGAGAUAUCUCUAUGAUGAUUGGGUUCUUCACAUGUAAAACUCUUUUCUUAUAAAAAGCUUCGUUUUGUUUUUUGUGUUCUUCUCUCCAUCAUUUACUUUGUUGGUCGGUCAGCACUUUGUUUAAAAUUUCCCCAUUCUUUUCAAUGUAUUUGAUUCUCAUAACAUAAGCUGAAACAAACAAAAACAAAAACAAAAACAAAAAAACUAAACCAUCUGUACAAAUUAGAAAAUAUUAUUGGUGAAUAGCACUAUCCACUAUUUGCUCUUUUA